AUGUCAUCGUCUGGUUCGACAAGCUCAGAUAAUGCUACAAGUCUUCAAGCUAUUCAACCCCAACAUCCAUUAAACCGUUUGCGACAACUUGAACAACUUUAUCUUUGUGGUGCACCUUAUUCUGAGGCGUUUUCACUUGAAACUUUGUUAGAUACUGUUGUAUGUCUCUACGAUGAAUGUUGCAAUAGUACUUUGCGCAAAGACAAAGUUGUCUCCGAAUUUGUUGAAUUUGCCAGGCCUGUUGUUUCUCGCAUAAAAGCCCUUCGAUUGUGCAGGGAUGAUUUUGAAGUUCUUAAAGUCAUUGGUCGCGGAUCGUUUGGUGAAGUUGCUGUUGUUAAAUUGUUAAAUACUGAUAAGAUCUAUGCUAUGAAAAUCCUGAAUAAAUGGGAAAUGCUCAAAAGGGCGGAAACUGCAUGUUUCAAAGAAGAACGAGAUGUGAUGGUGUUUGGUAAUCGACAUUGGAUUACAAAUUUGCAUUUUGCCUUUCAAGAUGAUAAAAAUUUGUAUUUAAUAAUGGAUUACUAUGUUGGCGGUGAUUUGCUUACACUUCUUUCAAAAUUUGAAGACGAACAUGGACACGUGCCUGAACACAUGGCCAAGUUUUAUGUUGCUGAAAUGGUUUUGGCUAUUGACUCAAUUCAUAAACUUGGCUACGUUCACAGGUUUUUUUAUUAA
Meloidogyne enterolobii is the source of this 675-nucleotide messenger RNA. NCBI's taxonomy places the organism in Eukaryota, Metazoa, Nematoda, Chromadorea, Rhabditida, Meloidogynidae. The record is from the annotation of a GenBank genome assembly.